Megalobrama amblycephala (Wuchang bream) is the source of this 2337-nucleotide messenger RNA. It is a transcript of the gene colec10, whose product is annotated as collectin sub-family member 10 (C-type lectin). The transcript is spliced from 6 exons. The coding region runs from base 71 to 886 and encodes 271 amino acids. The record is from RefSeq and is a predicted model, not a curated record. NCBI's taxonomy places the organism in Eukaryota, Metazoa, Chordata, Actinopteri, Cypriniformes, Xenocyprididae.
CUGGUAAACAUAUGUAAAACUCCCUUUUCACUCUCCUCUUGAGAACAGAGCAAAGUUUCCAAUUCAAGUCAUGGAUGUACAAACGUUUAGCAGGAAACCUUUUUUAUUUCUAUUUCUUUGUAAUUUAUACCUUUAUUGUACAACAACCGAAAUUUGCUCCAACAGCAUUCUCCCUGGAUCAAAAGGCGAUCCAGGUGAGGUGGGAGCAGACGGUGAAGAGGGAAGAAUGGGGAAAACCGGCCCACCUGGCCAGCGAGGCCUGACCGGUGAAUAUGGAGAAAAAGGAGAAAUGGGCCAAAUGGGAAAGAUGGGCUCUAGAGGAACGAGAGGUGACAAGGGACAAAAAGGAGUUGAUGGUCUCCCAGGGUUAAAAGGAAAGCCUGGAACAACCUGUGACUGUGGAAGGUACAGAAAGGUUGUCAGACAGAUGGACAUCAAUAUAAGCAAACUGAGAAAUGCUGUCAGGUUUCUUAAGAAUGUGGUUCUAGGUAUCAGAGAGACUGAGAACAAGUUUUACCUGCUGGUGACAGAGGCACGGAGGUAUGAAGACUCACUUCUAAACUGCAAGUUGCGUGGGGGGUCUCUUGCUAUGCCCAGAUCUACAGAGACAAACACCUUGCUGGCCAACUAUAUCAGAGAAGCUGAUCUUACUCAUGUAUUCAUAGGACUACAGGUAGGGGUGACAGAGGUGGGGUACAUGUAUGCUGAUGGUAAGCCCCUCUUGAAUCCCACAGUCUGGGCUCUGCAGGGGUCUCACAGCGGUAAAGGUGGCUGUAUGCAGCUUGGUAGUACCGGAGGCUGGAGUCAGGUAGAUUGUGGAGCUGCACAGUACUACAUAUGUGAGUUUGUCAAAAACAAAAACACUUCAGCAACUUUAGUCUUGUGAUGGUUUAAUGGCCACAGAGGGAAAGACUUUUAUUUUUAUAUUAUUAUUUUUAAUAUGCUAAGCUAAUGUAUGAGUAAAUGUCAUAUAUCUUGUCUCAUAUACCACUGUAUUUUGAAUUUUUGUAAAAAUGUUUUGAUGUUUUUGAUUUUAUGAAAAUUACCCACCACCCUUUUAAUCACUUAAAUUAAAUAAAAAGUAAAUAAGAUAACAAGGGUUCUGUAAGUGUCAAUGCCAUUUUCUUUAGAUUGGCACUGGUUGCCAAUUGCCACUCGAAACAAACUCAAGGCACUGAUGUUUGCCUACAGAACAACCACUGGCUCGGCACCCCUAUACCUAAACUCAUUAUUUCAGACCUAUGUGCCAUCCAGAAGCUUGUGUUCUGCAAGUUGCGUCCUUGUGGUGCCAUUGCAAAGAGGCAUAAUAUCACUUUCACAGACCAUUACCUGGACUGUUCCCUGCUGGUGGAAUGACCUGCCUAACUCAACCCGAGCUGCUGAGUCUUCAGUCAUUUUCAAGAAACUGCUGAAGAUGCAUCAGUUUUUUCAGAAACACUUGACCCAUUAACACUUACUUACUAUUAUAUAUAUAUAUAAUAUAUAUAUAUAUAGCUUCUAUUGCUCUCCUCAUUUGUAAGUCGCUUUAGAUAAAAGCACCUGCUAAAAGUUUAAAUGUAAAUGUAGAAAACUUUUCACUCUAAAUCCUUCCUUGUUAGAUCUUGUCAUGUUUUUUUUUAAUGACAAAAUACUGGCAAAACUAAUUUAAAAAAAUAAAUUACAAUAAGCUACUGCAGUCUAUUUUUUUCUGAUUACUGUAAAUGGUUCCUUGAGUACAAUAUAAAUUAACAGCUGUUUUAUUAUUCAUCUGCAGACUCAAGUCUCACUUCUUAUAAUUCAAUAAUACUUUUGCUUUAUCAUUAACAAAAUAUAAUAAAAGCCAAAGGAGUUAUUAUGGAUAUAAGGUAAUUCUUAUCAGUAGGUAAUACUUAUCAGUAUCUGAACAGAUAGUACUUCUUUUCCCAGCAGAUAACUAGAAUGCUUGCUAUCUGUUAAUCAUGGCGAUGUCACAUGUGAAUCUAAAGUACUUCUUAUAAGUAGCUCUGAUAAAUGCUAAAUACCUAAUCAAACUUCCUAAUCAAAUUUCUGCACACAUUAAUGACAGUGUUCAGCAUAGCCCUCAUCAUUUUACAAAGAGUCACUAAAACAGUGGUCUUAUCCACAAAACUAGGCAAUAAUUUAUGAAUAGGCCUGUGCACUUCACCUCUAUUCACAGAUGAAUGCUUUCUAUUGAAAAUCACCUUUUCAGAAAGCCUUCUACCCCUUUCAUUAUGAUUCCACUUCAGCUGUUAGGAUAUUUAUUUCAUUCAGGACCUUAAAUCAAACCAAACAAAUCCUUUUAAACUCCAUACACGAAUUCUAUAACUCCACAAACACUGGAAGAAAUAUACAUUAUCU